AUGUGCAGGUUGCAGGUUCAUGACGGUUUCCGUGCAACCGUCUCGACCCCUGCUCCGGUAGCCGCACGACGGCCUCGUUGGCCACUCCAGCCCUCCGGUCACCAAGACCCCAGCGGCCACACCACCGCCGACAGUAGCCCAACACUGCACGACCCCGACCCCGACCCCGCAGUAGCACCAUCGCCGGCCCUUCGGCAGCCACCACCGCAGGCCCCCGCAACAACGCCACCGCCGGCCCUUCGGCAGCCACCACUGCAGGCCCCCGCAACAAUGCCACCGCCGGGCUCCGACUCUGUCGCCGGUGCCUCCCGCCAGCCACAUCGUUCUAGCUACCGCCGUCGCCUCCCACCGGUACCAUCGCUCCAGCCGUCGCUGACAACUCUCAUCGGCCCUUCGGCCGACUUUCAACCGCCGCCAGCUAGUUUUUCGGCGACCGCCAACAGAGCCAGCAUGCCUGCCACGUCACCCACACCCGCCUGCCACGUCACCAGCAGGUCCAGUCACCUACCACGUUAG
Molecule: messenger RNA, 516 nt
Organism: Cryptomeria japonica (Japanese cedar)
Lineage: Eukaryota; Viridiplantae; Streptophyta; Pinopsida; Cupressales; Cupressaceae
Product: classical arabinogalactan protein 9-like
Exons: 1
Coding region: 1-516 (171 amino acids)
Source: RefSeq, a predicted model, not a curated record